Exophiala aquamarina CBS 119918 is the source of this 1524-nucleotide messenger RNA. RefSeq lists its product as uncharacterized. The record is from RefSeq and is a predicted model, not a curated record. Bases 1 to 1524 code for a protein of 507 amino acids. Lineage: Eukaryota; Fungi; Ascomycota; Eurotiomycetes; Chaetothyriales; Herpotrichiellaceae. The transcript is spliced from 5 exons. Gene Ontology annotation, biological process: transmembrane transport. Gene Ontology annotation, cellular component: membrane. Gene Ontology annotation, molecular function: transmembrane transporter activity.
AUGGAAUCCCAAUCAAGCAACGGCGGUAGCGGCCACAACGUCACCCUCGGGGAUGACAAGAAAGUCCUAGUCGACGAUGGCGUUGUCCGGACCACACCCACCGGUGGUGAGGAGCAUAUCUCCGCGAGUAUUGCGCUGGACCCCGCCGCUGAGAGGAGGCUGGUGUGGAAAUUCGACUGUCGGCUCCUUCCAUGCCUCGCUGUUAUGUACUUCUUCAACGCAUUGGAUAAAGGGAACUUGGGCAAUGCAAAGACUGCUGGCCUGGAGGAAGACCUCCACCUCAAGGAUGGACAGUACAACCUUAUCCUUUCCAUCUUCUUUGUUCCCUAUGUCUUGACCGCCCCGUUUCUCGGUCUCGCUGGCAAGAAGUACGGCCCCAGUAGGGUCCUUCCGGCGAUGAUGGUGACUUUUGGCUUUGCGACCCUGAUGGGCGUCGCCGUCAAAAACUUUGGUGGCCUCAUGGCAACGAGAUGGUUUUUAGGCAUGGCGGAGUCCGCGUUCUUCCCCCUGGUCAUUUACUACCAGACCACUUUCUACCGACGUGGUGAGCUGGCACGUCGACUGGCCAUCUUCUAUGCGGCAUCGUCCAUCGCCAAUGCCUUCGGAGGUCUCCUCUCUUUCGCUGUCUUCCACAUCCACUCAGGAGCCCUUGAGAACUGGCGAUACUUGUUCAUCAUCGAAGGAGCCUGCUCGAUCCUCUUCGCCAUCUUUGUGUUUUGGUUCCUGCCAUACGACGCGCAGUCGGCCAGGUUCUUGAACAAGGAAGAGAAAGAACUCGCCUUCUAUCGCAUCCAAGUCGACUCCUCGUCCAUUGUAAGUGAGAAGCUCAAUAUUAGGUCCGCUCUCGGGAUCUUCAAACAACCAACCAGCUGGGUCAUUCUGGCGAUUGAGAUGUGCCUCGGCGUUCCUAUCCAGUCAGUGGCACUCUUCCUGCCCGUGAUCGUCAAGCAAUUGGGCUAUUCGACAGUGAAAUCGAACCUCUACACGGUCGCACCAAACGUCACCGGCGCCGUCAUGCUGUUGAUCCUCGCCUUUGCGUCGGAUUACACGCGGCUGAGGUUCCCAUUCGUCGCCCUGGGCUUCGCCUUUACUUGCAUUGGCUUCGUCAUCUUCGCCGCGGUGGAUCAUUCCAACCUCACGGUGUCGUACUUCGCGUGCUUCAUGAUGACCUGGGGCACCAGCGCCCCGAGUGUCAUUCUCGACACGUGGUUCAACAACAACAUCGCCGAUGAGAACAAGCGCAUGAUGCUCACGACUGUUGGUGUCCCCGUUGCGAAUCUCAUGGGUGUGGUCAGCUCCAACAUCUUCCAAAACAAAGACGCACCGAAAUACCUGCCGGCGCUGAUCACGACGGCAGUGUUUGGCGCCACGGGCUGCCUCUUGACACUCUCGCUGGGCGCGUGGAUGGUGUUUGACAAUAAACGGCGCAACAUGAAGGCCGGCAGGACCAUCAGGGCCAGAGACGUCCCGUCCGAACGCCUCCGUGACGGCCCUGACACGCCCGAGUAUCGCUGGUUCUACUGA